This is a messenger RNA of Closterium sp. Naga37s-1, 7038 nucleotides long. The record is from the annotation of a GenBank genome assembly. Lineage: Eukaryota; Viridiplantae; Streptophyta; Zygnematophyceae; Desmidiales; Closteriaceae.
AUGCAAACAACGCGGGACCGCCGUCCCGCGCACGGCGCAAUGCUUACGUUUCAGCAGCAGCAGCAGCAGCAGCAACAGCAACAGCAGCAGCAGCAGCAGACAAACAAAGCGUCGCAGCUCAUUCACAAGCUUCACCAGCCCAACGCCCUCGAGUCACGCCAGCAGCAGAAGAUCCUUAAUCUCCAGCACAAGCUGGCCGCCGCUCCAGGCGCCGCCGGCCCCGUUAGUCCCGCUGGUAACCACCCGUUCGUCCCGCCGAAUGUUGCGCAGCCUCGGCGCCCCACGACGCCGACAAUGGGCAGCGCGAUAGGCGGCGCAAUGGGCGCCGCGGUCGGCGGCGCCAUGGGCGGCGUGUCGCACCUUUCCAACUGGCUGAACGAACUUCCCGCGAAAGCCGCGCGCCAGGUCGGGGGGGAGCAACGAGGGAGGCCGGCGGCGGGGAUUGGCGGAGCGGAGGAAGGCGGCGGGGUUGCGCGGAGCAGGUCGAAAUCCCCGCUGAUGGUUCGAGCUAUUUCUCGCGAUGGCGGCGGCGGAAGCGCCGUUGAGCGGAGCCGCUCCAAGUCCCCCAUUCUCUUCCGCGGGGCCUCUGUUCCUGAUGCUCCUGGCGGGGAUUUCGCGGGCGGAGGUUUCCCCCGCGCGGAUUCCGCCCGCGCAGGGGUGGGGAACAUGCGAGGAGGGCCACAGCCGUCGCUGCAGCGAAUGCGCACGCCUGAGGCGGAACGGCCUGGCGGACCUGUUAAUCAGGCUCGGCAUGUCCGGGUGAGCGGCUCGGGUUCUGGAGGUUCGGGGUCCGGAGGGUCGGAAUCUGCAGGCUCGGGAUCUGGAAGGUCGGGAACACGAAUGCCCGCGCAAGCCGCGCGCAGUGGGUCGGGGGAAGGGGAAGAGUGGCGGGUGGCGCGGGACGGCAGCGGCCGAAGCUCUGCGGGCGGCAGCAGUAGGGAAGGCGACAGCGGACGGCACGGCGGCGGCGGCGGCCGGCAGGCUGGUGGCAGCAGCCGGUCGCAUGGGGGCAGCGGCCGUCAGGAAGGUGGUAGUGGCCGUCAGGAAAGCAGUAGUGGCCGGCAGGUGAACGCUCGCGGGCGGCAGGAAGUGGGAUACGGGCGGCAGGACGAUUAUGGCAUGGAGAGGGAGCAGAAUUUCGGGCGGGAACGGAGGGAGAACGGGCGGGGAAGUGGGAGUGAUGGCAGCAGUGAUGGGAACUGGGAGUUUGUAGAGCAAAUUGAGGAGCCCUAUAGCGGGGAUGGAUGGAGGAAGAGAGGAGACGGCGUGGGACGGCGGGAGAGGGAUGAUUCGAUAAGAGAUGAAAGGGAAAGGAACGCGAUUAGAACGGGUGAUGGAAGGAGCGGGAGGAGUGAGAGGAGUGAGAGGAGUGAGAGGAACAGUAUGAGGAGCAGUAAGAGUGGGAGUGGGAGGAGUGACGAUGCGGAUAGUGAUUACAGCGGGAGUGGGGCUGGGAGUGUGAGGUAUUUUCCGGAAAGAGGGGGGAGUAUGAAGAGGCCUACUUGGAUGGAGGAGGAUGGGGAUGACUUUUUCGAAGAGGAGGGAGAGGAGAGAGAUGAGAGAGAUGAGAGAGAGGAGGGAGAGGAGGGGGAGGAGGAUGGAUAUGAGGGAGAGGGUAUGGAGAGGGGAGGUGGGGAGUGGCGCGGUCAACAGACGCGUCAAAGGCAGAUUCAAUUCGAUUUGCCAUCUGCUAGCCAGAACAGAGAGGGGGGGCGAGGGGGGUAUCAGCCGAGAGUGAGGAACGAGGGACAACGAGUAGGAAAGGGGGUAGGAAGAGGAGGAGGAGAAAGAGGGAGGAUUGGGAGAGGGAGGCGAGGGUCGGGCAGGUCAAGUGGAAGCAUGGAUUCGGUGCCUGAGGGAGAGUGUGAGGAUGAGAGAGAGAGUGAGGAUGAGGGGGAGUGGGAGGAUGAGGGGAGUGACUUGGAAGACGCGGGGUACACAGAGGAAAGGGUGUUGGUGGAAGGGGAAGAGUCUUUGCUUGAGGGUGGUUACCACAAGGGUGGUAACCAGAAGGGUGGUUACGAGGAGGAGGAGAGGCGGCUCUCGGAUGUGUCGCUGCAGGGAGUCAAAGGGGACGCAGGCUCGCCUGCUCCCAUGCCGCCCGCCCAGGUUUCAUACUCUGCUGUAUCUACUGCUCCUGCAGCUGGUGAUGCGGCUGCUGUGGCGGCUGCUGCUGUGGCUGGUGGUGCUGCUGCUGCUGCUGAGAGUGGUGCUGGUGAACUGGAGCGCAGUGAGACGCUGGCAGAGAGGCAGCGGCGGCUGUAUCUCACGUCCCCCUCCUUUGCCUCCAUUCUGAACCAGGUGGAUGAUGAGAGCGACGGGGAGGAGGGGAGGGAAGGGGAGGGAGAGGAGGGGAAGGGAAUGGGGAACGCAGCAAGAGUGGUGGCAUCUGCAGCGUCUCGGGCAGCAGGUGCUGCUGCUGCUGCGACGGCGGCGGUUGGUGCUGACGGCGCUGUUGAUUUUGCUGCUGGUGGUGCUGCUUGUUCUGGUGCUCUUGAUGGGGGUAUCAGGGUGAGUCCGUUCGGGGUGGGGGGCGAAGGGACGGGAGGGGGGAGGGAGGCGGAGGGUCCGUCUUUGGCUGACGCGUUAGAGGAGGAGAAGCAGCGGCGGCUGCGGCUGGUGUCGCCGUCGUUUGCUUAUAUUCUAAACGAAGUGGGUGAUGACGAGGAUGAGGAAGAUGAGAUAGAGCAGUUGAAAGAGCAGCAGGGGCAGCAGGGGCAGCAGGGGCAGCAGGGGCAGCAGGGGCAGCAGGGGCAGCAGGGGCAGCAGGGGCAGCAGGGGCAGCAGGGGCAGCAGGGACAGCGGGGGCAGGCGCAGCAGGUGCAGCAAGGGCAGAAGCAGCAGCAGAGUGGUGUGGAAUCGGAGGAGCAGCGGAGGCUGCGGCUCAUCUCUCCAUCCUUCGCUCACAUCUUAAAGGAGAUCGACUCAGACGAUGAUGAUAAUGACGAUGCUUCUGCUGCUCAUGCUAGUGCUGGCGCUGCUGCUGCUGCUGCUGGUGGUGGUAGAGAAAGUAGGGACAAUGGGACUGCCAGUAGCAGUGCUGGCGGUGGUGACCUGUCGUUUGACCUCUCUGCUGCGCACCGAAACUCACACUCCACUUGCUCCCUGCCUUCCCCAGUUACCGCCUCCCCCAGAAGCACCUCCCCCGAUGCACUCUUCCCCCGCCCUGGCUCCCCCUGGCACAGCAGAAGCUGCUCUGCUUCCGCUGAGCUCUCCCCGCGCCUGGAGCCAUCGCCGUCCAAUGAGGGGCUGCCACGUAGCAUGAGUGCAACGGUGGUGGGAAGCAGGAGCAGGGAAGGAUCCCCUGGGGAGGCUGGUGGUACUGGCACCGGCACUAGUGGCAGGGCAGAGGGAUGGCAGGGAGAACAGGGAGGGCAGGGAGGGCAGGGAGGGCAGUGGGAGCAGGGGGGGCGCAGUCAGCCGCACAUACGUGCGAGGGGAGGGGGCUCCCUGGGGGGGUUCACCUCUCCUUUGCCGCGAGCUGCUACUGUUGACGGCAGCAGCAUUCCCAACAGAAGCAGGGUGAGCGUUGCCACUGAUGCUGCUACUGCAGUCGGGAUGCAUGACGGUACAAGGCCCAGGGUCCUCCUAGGCUCCCCAGCGGGAAACGCUGUUGGUGCAGCAGCAGCAGCAGCCGGGGGCGCGCAUGGGCACACCACAGCAGCCGGGGGCGCGCAUGGGCACACCACAGCAGCCGCUCUGAUCAGCCCCCGGGAAGUCCGCAUGCAGGGGCAGGGGGGGCACAGCUCCCGUCCGUCGCUCGGUCCUUUUGAGGCGCCUCAAAAGGGGCAGGGGGGGCACAGCUCCCAUCCAAUGCCCGGUCCUGUCUCCCAGGGUGCUCUGCCGGACGGCCGCAUGCCUCUCUCCCCGCACCUCGUGCAGCCUCUGGCUCGUGUUCCCGAGAGCAGCAGUGCGGAGGAGGGCGAGGGGCCGUUUGGUGUGCGGGGGAUGCAGGGAGGGCGGGUGGGAGGGCAGGUGGGGGGGCAAGUGGGAGGGCGGACAGGCGGGCAUACGGGAGGGCGCGGGCUGGCACUGCAGGGGGCAGCGUUUCGGCGGGUGAUGCACAAGAGCAUGAGCGAAGGGGGUGAUGGCACGACGCUCGUUCCGGGGGUGAAUCUGGGGCAGUUUGCCGGUGCUGCUGACGUGGAGGAUGGUGACGUGGAUGGUGGUGACGUGGCAGGGGGUGUAUCGCCAGGUGGACGCAGGCUGCAGAGGAGGUAUUCGUCAGACGCGGAGAGGCAGCGACAGCGGCAGGAGUGGCAGCAGCAGCAUCAAGUAGUAAGAAGGACAGGCAGCGGGGACGUGAGUGCUAGCAUGAGUCCCAGAAGCAACUCCAGUGAAAACGCUGUUGGAGCAGGAAGGGGAGUGAGGCCGACAGGGGCGGCUGUUGGGGCUGGUGGGGUUGGUGCGGGUAGUGGGGGGAGGUACCUGGCUAGACACCAAUCAGCCGAGACCGAGUCUCUCAAUCGGCCAAUCAGACGCGGCCACAUGGCAUCUGUGGAUUUCUCCCCUCCUCGCAGCCCGCUUUCCAGAAUGGCCCACUCUCACUCUGUUGACUACUCCCCCCCUCACUCCCAUCCGCACUCGUACCUUACACCUGAACCUGAGAAUGCUACAGGGGAAAUAGACCUCUUCCCUCAUAAUAGCCACCAUCCAGUCAUGUCACACUCUCAUUCUCUAGGCCACUCCCCUCCUACCUCCACAGCAGCUCUGGUCAGCCCCCGAACCGGCCUUGCACCGGGCCAAAGCUCUAGCGCUGGCAAUGUGCGGUUUGUGAUUCGGAGGAGUGCCAGCAGCACCGUAGGUGGGCCAGGUGGAGCUGUUGCUGGCGGGGGUGGUGCUGGUGGUGGUGAUGGUGGUGGUGGGAGCAGUGGCAGUGGCAAUGGCAGUGGCAGUGGCAGUGACAGCAGGGGCAACAUGAGGCAGAGGACCAAAAGCAGCAGCAUCAGUGACAUAUCCGAUGCUCCUCGCUCUGCUCUUGGUGUCACCACCACUGCUGCUGCUGCUGCUGCUGCAAGCGGCCCGUUCCAAAAACGUCUUCUUCGUCCCCCCAAGCUUUCCACCAGAGCGUCCCCCUCCGCCUCCCCCACCACCUCCCCCAGCGAUUCCCCCUCCCCCUCUCCUUCCCGCUACCCCUUCCACAAGCCGCAGGGGGAAGCCCCUUCUAAGUCUCCUGUUGGGGGGGAGGGCCAAGGAAGGGGCGGGAGAGGGCAGGGAGGAAGCUUUGACGAAGGUUCCUCGCAGAUGCAGACGAGAAGCAAGCAGCCGCAGAGGUUCAGCUCGUCCUCUUCUGCCUCCUCGGCAGGUCAUUCUUCAGGUGGUGCUUCAGGUGGCGGUUCAGGUGGCGGUUCAGGUGGCGGUUCAGGUGGGCCACGAACGCCCACCCGCUCCUCCUCGACUUCUAGUGCUGCUGCAGCCCCCCAAGCCCAUGGAAGCACACCCCAAACAGCGACUCGAACCUCAUCUUCUGCAUCCACCGCGUCUGCUCAUAACGAGGAUAAAUGCAGGCCCAGAACUCCGACUCGGGCCUCCUCUGCAUCCACCGGAUCUGCUCAUAACGAGGAUAAAGGCAGGCCCAGAACGCCCACUCGUAUGCCCGUUUCUGCUUCUGUUGGGUCUGGUUAUAGUGGGGAAAAGGAAAAGCAUCCUACUCGCAUGCCCUCCUCCGCUUCCACUGGGUCUGCUUAUAGUGAGGAUGUGCAGGCUUCAGGCAAAGGCAGGCCUAAGACUCCUACUUGCAUGCCGUCCUCUGCUUCUACUGGGUCUGGUUAUAACGGGGAUAGCAAUCCUUCAGCUGAAAGGAGGCCAAAGACUCCCACCCGAAUGCCAUCUUCAACCUCCACCGGAUCUGGUAAUAACGGAUCUGCUAAUAAUGAAGCACAGGCACGACCCAAAACACCAACUCGCAGCUCCUCUGCCGCUUCAGCCUCCUCAUCUGGCUCAUCCUCCCUACAAGAUGACUUGCUAGAAGACGAUGCCGCUUUAGAAGAGGUACACCAGUCGUUUUUCCGCGCCAAGGGGAAAAGAUUCCUGGAAAAGGCGAUGAAGGGGUUUAGUAAGCUCGUGGGAGGAGGGGUGGGAGCAGUGAACAUUCUAGGAGGGGAGUAUAGGGAUGUAGGGGCGUCGUAUGCAGUGCAGAUGGAUAAGGAGCUUGGGUCGGGACAAUAUGGAGUGACACGGGUGGCGGUGUGCCGAGCCACGGGGGAGAAAUUUGCGUGCAAGACAAUCAACAAGGCUGCUCUGAAGAGCAAGACAGAUGCGGACGACGUGAGGCGCGAGGUGGCUAUAAUGGAGAUGCUUAAAACGCACCCCAAGGUGGUGCAGCUGAAGGAUGUCUUUGAAAACGAGCAGGCCGUCCACCUGGUGAUGGAGCUGUGCUCGGGCGGCGAGCUAUUCGAGCGCAUCAAGGAGCGGCGGCGGUACAGCGAGAGGGAGGCGGCUUUGGUGAUGCGCGCGGUGCUGGGCGUGCUGCAGAGCUGCCACCAGCGCCACCACGUGGUGCACCGCGACAUCAAGCCCGAAAACAUCCUCCUCGCCCACCCCUCCUCCCACACCGACGUGCGCAUCAUCGACUUCGGGAUCUCCGCCAUUCUGAAACCAGGCUCCAAGCCACUGUCUGAUUUUGUUGGCUGGCUCUACUACGUCGCCCCAGAGAGGGAUUUGAGGUUCCUAAAAGAUUGUCUCUUCCCCUCCCUCUUCUUCACACCACCAGGCUCCAAGCCGUUGUCUGAUUUUGUCGGCUCGCUCUACUACGUCGCCCCAGAGGUGAUCGACGGUUCCUAUGGCUUCCCAGCGGACGUGUGGUCGGCAGGCGUUGUCCUAUAUGUGCUGCUGGCCGGCGUGCCGCCCUUCUGGGCCAAGACGGAAGCUGAUGUGACCAAAGCAAUCCGGGAGGGGAAGUGGGGGUUCCGGGGUGCUGUGUGGCGGAAUGUGUCAGAGCCGGGAAAGGAUUUGACUCGCCAGCUGCUGACGCACAACCAGAAGAAAAGAAUCACUGCUCGUGCUGCCCUCGGUACGUAUUUGCUCUUGCAUAAAUAA